This is a messenger RNA of Gastrolobium bilobum, 887 nucleotides long. Its product is annotated as LOB domain-containing protein 19-like. NCBI's taxonomy places the organism in Eukaryota, Viridiplantae, Streptophyta, Magnoliopsida, Fabales, Fabaceae. The record is from RefSeq and is a predicted model, not a curated record. Gene Ontology annotation, biological process: hormone-mediated signaling pathway; positive regulation of DNA-templated transcription. The transcript has 2 exons. Gene Ontology annotation, cellular component: nucleus. The coding region runs from base 98 to 556 and encodes 152 amino acids.
AUAUACCCAUCUAUCUGUCACAUUCUUCAUUCUCUCUGGUAGAAUCCUGAGCAAGGUAAAGAUUAGGCCAACAACAUCUGUCUGCAGAGUGUGUGGGAUGUUAGAGAGAGAAACUAAGAAGAGGAUGGAUUGUGGAGGUGAUAGAGGUGGGCCAUGUGGUGCCUGCAAGUUCCUAAGGAGAAAGUGCAAAAAGGGUUGCAUAUUUGCACCAUAUUUUGACUCAGCUCAAGGUGCUGCUAAUUUUGCUGCAGUGCAUAAGGUGUUUGGUGCUAGCAAUGCCUCUAAGCUACUCAUGUGCAUCCCAGUUCACAAGCGUCUUGAUGCUGUUGUUACUCUCUGCUAUGAGGCUCUUGCUAGGGCCAGAGACCCUGUUUAUGGCUCUGUUGGUCACAUCUUUGCUCUUCAACAACAGGUUGUGAACUUGCAAGCAGAGUUAGCAUAUGUUCAUGCUCGUCUUUCCACAUUGCAUAUCCUCUCUGUAGCACCUCCAUUUCCACAGCCUCAAAGCUCUUCUCCCCCAAGUCUGCAUUCCUCCUCAUAUCAUCAUUUGGCAUAAAAAAAUGACUAAUUGCAAAGUGCCUAACUUAUCAAUGCAGGACUUUUGGUUGUUUUGUCUAACGAAAGUGUAAUUUAGCAUAAUUUUGCUAAAGCUUUAUGCUAAUGGUAUCUGAUGGGUAAAGUUGAACUAGCUAAGUGGAAUGUUUAACAUGAAAAAUAUGUAACUGCAAGACCGAUGGUCUUCAAUCCUUUUGUCCUAAGAAUAUUUCUACAUAGUUUCGCUAAAUUGUAAUUAUUUAAUUGAACCCCCCCUCCUCCUCUCAUUUUGAAGCCCUAACUCACUGUUGUGCACUUGUGCUGCCGCUGCAUCCCUCUUCUCUUCUGCUGAG